Messenger RNA from Gymnogyps californianus (California condor), 3623 nucleotides. RefSeq names its product zinc finger protein 398-like. Gene Ontology annotation, molecular function: DNA-binding transcription repressor activity, RNA polymerase II-specific. The transcript has 9 exons. The record is from RefSeq and is a predicted model, not a curated record. Gene Ontology annotation, biological process: negative regulation of transcription by RNA polymerase II. NCBI's taxonomy places the organism in Eukaryota, Metazoa, Chordata, Aves, Accipitriformes, Cathartidae. The coding region runs from base 1 to 3084 and encodes 1027 amino acids.
AUGGCGGAGCUGCACGCCCGCCUCGAGGCGCUGGAGCGGCGGCUGGAACGGGCGGAGGCGGCGCUGCGGGACGGGCCCCCCUGGGUGCUGCGGCUCCCCGCGGUGCCGGUGACUUUCGAGGACGUCGCGGUGCACUUCAGCAUGCAGGAGUGGGCGAGCCUGGAUGAUGGGCAGAAGGAGCUGUACAGGACCGUGAUGGAGAGCAACUACGAGACGCUGGUGUCCCUGUACUGUGCCCUAUCCAAGCCUGAAUUCUUAUCUUGGAUCGAAAGAGGAGAAGAGCUGUGCAUGCCGGUGGAGGCAGACCUGGAGGGAGCAGACGUGUCCCCGGAGCCAGCCGUAGAGCUGGACCGCCCGAGCUGCGCGAGCGAUGAUGGUCUGCUGGAGAUGAAGACGAAGGAGUCUUGCGAGGGGAACCGUAGGGACCCGGAGGAAAGCAGGAGGCUGGCGGUCACAGCGAACUGCAGCGCACCACACGUCCCUCGUGAAGCCACCGCUGUCCCAGCAGAUGGCAGCCAGCCGACCCCGUCCCCUUCCUGCCCUCUCUCCGCGUGCUGUCGUGAAGCGGUGAAUCUGAACUGGUCUCCGUUGCCUCCCCCCGCAGCAGCAGAUGCCGAGGUGGGGAUCCCAACGGAGGUACCGCAGGAGGAGGUCACUGCGGAGAAGCCGGCGGUGCCCGAAACGCCCUCGAACGGUCUGGAAGAGGAGGACGUGAAAGAUUCAGGGAACGGUGGCCAAGGUCUGGCAGGAGAUGUUCCCGAAGAACCGGGUAAGGAGGCGAUACCAGAUGUCUGCAGAGUGACGGCACAGGCAGAUCCCAGCUGCGCGGUCGCCGCCCCGGGAGAGCCCGUGGAGGGCUCCUGCGUGGGCCGGACUGCGGCCUGCCAGCGAAACUCCACCCGGGAGAAAUUCUACUCCUGCCCCGUGUGCAGGAAAAACUUUCUGUUGAAAAUCAACCUCGUCAUCCACCAGCGGAGCCACAGCAACUGCGUGCCCUACGUCUGCGCGCACUGCGACCGCAGCUUCAUGUCCAAGAAGAAAAUGCGACGUCACCUACGGGCCCGGGCGGCCAAGGGGUUCUGCCAGCCCUCGGAGGCGGAGGAGUGCUCCAGCCGGGCCCCGUGCCCUGCCGCCCAGCCCCGAACCCCGAGCAGGGACUGCGGCACGGUGUGGGGGAAGCCCAGCCCCACCAGAUACCCGCUGUCGCCUGGGAAAAUGAUGUACACGUGCAACGAAUGCAUGGAGAACUUCUCCAGCCAGAGCUUUCUGCUCCUGCACCAGCGACGCCACACUAACCACCACCUCAUCCUCUGUCCCUGCUGCAACAGGAGCUUCACGUGGGCCUCUGACUUUGUCCGCCACCACCGGACCCACACGGGCGAGCGGCCCUACCAGUGCGGCGUGUGCCAGAAGACUUUCAAGCGGCACUACCACCUGGUCGUGCACCAGAGGAUCCACGUCCGGCAGGAGAGGCCGUACCCCUGCAGGGACCGGCUGCCUAUGCCGGCGGCACCCGAGCCCGAGUGGGGGCCCGAGGCCUGGCAGCCGCUCCCGCCGCAGCCCCACGGCCCCGGCCCCGAGGGGGACAAGCCGCCGGCGGUGCCGGAGAUCUCGCUGUGGACGGUGGUGGCGGCGGUGCAGGCGGUGGAGAGGAAGGUGGAGUCGCAGGCCCUGAGGUUGCUGAGCCUGGAGGGGAGAGCGGAGACGGCCGAGAAGAAGGUGACGGGGCUGGAGAAGGCGGUGCUGGACUUCGGCAGCCGGCUGGAGCGCAAGUGGGCCGCCCUGGCUGCCCUGGUGCAGGAGAACACGCGGCGGCUGGAGCACGUCGAGCGCCAGCUCCAGCACCGCAGCUGCUGGGCCUCCAGGCCAGGCCCGGGCCCCGGCGGGGACGAGCCCAAGAUGCCAGCGGCGUGCGAGGAUGACGCGGCCAGUUUGCCGGAGCAGGAGUGGGGGAGCUUGGACAGCCGGCAGAAGGAGCUCUAUAGGAUUGCGAUGAAGGGGAGUUACGAGGCUGUGGUCUCUCUUGGUGAGAAGAUCGUGAUCAAGACAGAAGAGCAGCAGCCCCAGGAGGAAGGAGCUGAAACCCUGGCUCUGCCGCAGGCACCCUCGGUGAGACUGGAAGAGGAGGUUCCCCUGAGCCAGGAGCAGCCGGUGCCCUGGGAGAGCCAUGCUGGCUUGGACGAGCAGAAGGCAGCAGGACAGGGCUUAGGGGAGUUCUGCAAACACGGGACCGCCCAGCCCGAAUUUAAGCCCGUGGUGGUGCCGGUGGAAGCUCACCCUGCCCCGGGCUUGCCCUUCCCGACAGAGCACGUGCUCGGCAUGGGGACUGACCAGCCGUUCGCCCUGCCCCAGGGAGUGCCGCUGGGAGAAGACACCGCCGCAGAGGUGGCCUCGUUGCAGCCCAGCUCGGAGGAGCAUCGUCCCUGCGCCGCGGGGGAAGAGCCCCGCACGCUCCCGCUGGGCUGGAAGAGCGUCCGGCUGAAGCGCAACCUCCUGGCGCGGCAGCAGAGCCAGGCGAGGAAGAGCAACGGCUCGUUCAUCUGCACAGCCUGCGGGAAGAGCCUGGCCCACCACGCCGCGCUGCUGCGGCACCAGCGCCUGCACACCGGCGAGCGUCCCUUCCAGUGCCCUGCCUGCGGGAAGAGCUUCAACGAGAAGUCCAACCUCAACAAGCACUACCGCAUCCACACCGGGGAGCGUCCCUACUGCUGCCCCGCCUGCGGCAAGGGCUUCAUCCAGAAGCACCACCUCCAGAAGCACCAGCGCAUCCACGGGGUGCAGCUGCGGGGCGGGUGGGCAGGCCGGCCCGCGCGGGCCAGUGCCGCCGGGGAGCGGCUCUACCGCUGCAUCGAGUGCACGGAGAGCUUCCCCCAGAAAGCGUCGCUGGAGGAGCACCAGCGCCGGCACACCCAGCAGCGGCCCUUCCAGUGCAACGGCUGCAGCAAGAGUUUCCGGCACCGGCAGUCUCUGAACCACCACCAGAAGGUCCACGCCGUUGCCAGCUCUCCUGCUGUCAGCUUGCCGAACCAUGACCGGGAGCUGGAGACCAGCCCCUGCAAGGCUUUGACCCAGGAUAAUCGGUAGCGUGAGGGCUGGAGAAGGGAAGGGGCAGCGUUUCUCCAGGCUGCUCCGCAGAGAUGCAGCAGCCUGCGACGACGGGACACACCAGGCAGCUGGUGUCGCACCGCCGCGGGGCUGGUCGCACCGCCGCGGGGCUGUCCACAACACUGCGGGGCUCGUGGCACCGCCGCGGGGCUCUCUGCAUUGCCGUGGGGCUCUGCACCGCCUCAGUCUCCAGGAAGAGGAGGACGGAGGCAGGCUGAUGUGCUGUGCGGGCAGGGAAAUGCACAGAGGGCGAAGAAACUGGCCCAAGAGGCAGCGGAGGAGGUUCGGCGGCCGGAGCCGAGACGGGUUGUGCCGCUGCCCCGUGGAAGGGGGAUUCAGCUGAGGAGCAGCUGUGUCGGGUACCGCAGAGCGGGGAGUGGAGCGGUCAAACUCAGGGUUAUUUAAACACCACCAGCGUGGAGGUGGCGUGGGGGCGUUUGGUGGCCCGGGUAGGGGCUGUUGUGGCUGGGCAGCGGGCAGGGUCAUCGGACGAGCCGGGAAGAGACUCGCAUAAAAGA